This is a messenger RNA of Trichophyton rubrum CBS 118892, 372 nucleotides long. RefSeq lists its product as uncharacterized. The record is from RefSeq and is a predicted model, not a curated record. The transcript has a single exon. NCBI's taxonomy places the organism in Eukaryota, Fungi, Ascomycota, Eurotiomycetes, Onygenales, Arthrodermataceae. Bases 1 to 372 code for a protein of 123 amino acids.
AUGGCUGAACCACCUGCCGAAGACGGUCUGGAGACUCCAAACAUUCUCAAAAGACUCAAGGCAGAGAGAAAACAGCAUAGUUACAGAGAUCAGCUCUCAAAAUGGGAAAUACCUAUCAAUGAAUCCGAAGCGAAUAUAGCAAACCAUUUGAUAUCCAAAAUCUUUGAGGACAUGGCAAAGAACGUGUCCGUGCAAUAUCUAGGGAAGGCUCAAGGUUCUUCUCUUGAGGAAAACUACAUGAAUUCACAGAGGUGUGUUCAGGUCCAAGCGUUGGUCGACAUGUUGCUACCAAUUGCCAGUGGCUCCAUUGAAAAUGACCCAUCCAUAUCUACACCCUUGAAGGACAGAUACGAGUCACGCCCAAUACCCUGA